Molecule: messenger RNA, 1175 nt
Organism: Stomoxys calcitrans (stable fly)
Lineage: Eukaryota; Metazoa; Arthropoda; Insecta; Diptera; Muscidae
Product: phenoloxidase-activating factor 2
Exons: 1
Coding region: 155-1036 (293 amino acids)
Biological process (GO): proteolysis
Molecular function (GO): serine-type endopeptidase activity
Source: RefSeq, a predicted model, not a curated record
UUUUGAUUUUUCAUAUUUACUUAUCAAUAUGAAAUGUGAAAUAAACAAUCAAAACAAUCUUCUCUUCAGCGGAAUCUUAUAAAAAUACAAAGAUACGGCGUUUGUAGAGUAGAAGACAUUCAGAUUCGAAACAGUAGAGAUUUGCUAUCGGAAAAUGCUGAAAUCCAUCACAUUUUUGGGACUUACUGUCCUUUGUCUGUUGGUGGCUAACACCCAUGCUGGAGCAGUUGUGGCACCCAUUAAAUGUGGCAAAAGAAAUGUCGGAGGAGUUGCUGUGGGAGCAUCAGUUGGUAGGCCAUUGCAUGUGGCAGAAAGUGAAUUUGGCGAAUUCCCCUGGACUGUGGACAUAAACAAAGAAGGAACAGUUUUUUGUGUUGGCUCCCUAAUUCAUCCCAAGGUGGUGCUUACCGCUGGACAAUGUGUGCUGCGAGGCGAUGCCAAUAGUUUAAAAAUACGAGCUGGCCUAUGGGAUCGUGUGGUGAAAAAUGAACAUCUACCCUAUCAAGAGAGAAGUGUGGAGAAAACCAUAACCCAUCCUGCCAUGCAUGAGCGUAGCAAGGAUAUAGCAUUGAUAAUUGUGAAUGAGCCCUUCACUUUGGGUCCCCACAUCAACACGAUAUGUCUGCCUCCUCUCAAUCAUGUGACUGCUGAUGGAAUUCUUUGCUAUGCCACCGGCUGGGGCAAUACCGCUUUGCUCAGUUCCACUAGCCAAAGAAUGAAGCGCAUAAUUUUGAAUACUGUAGACAGGACGACUUGCCAAAAUAAUUUGCAAUUGCACCUUGAUAGAUCUGUACUCUGUGCCGUUGGUCGCAAUGGCACUGAUACUUGUUCCGGUGACUCUGGAGCCCCAUUGGUUACUCGCAUAGCAUCCAAUCCCACGGCAGAGGUCUAUCACCAAAUUGGCAUAACAUCGUUUGGUGCAUCCUGCUUUGCAGGCCUCCCCGGUGGCUAUACUGAUGUGGCUUAUUUGCGUGAAUGGAUCGAUUAUCAGAUGGAGGCAAAUGGUUUGGAGAAGUCAUCAUAUGAAGCUGUGUAGUUCAGGGACAUUUUAAGAUCAAAUAGAACUUUGCAAUGAUGAGAUUUGUUAGUGAGUUUUGUGUCCUCUGUAUCUGAAAACAAUUUGUAAAUUUUAUAGUAUGAAAUAAAGGUCCCAAGUAUAUAUGUGUGGGUACUAA